Brassica napus (rape) is the source of this 3794-nucleotide messenger RNA. RefSeq lists its product as uncharacterized. Gene Ontology annotation, molecular function: cysteine-type deubiquitinase activity. Bases 338 to 3688 code for a protein of 1116 amino acids. The record is from RefSeq and is a predicted model, not a curated record. Gene Ontology annotation, biological process: protein deubiquitination. NCBI's taxonomy places the organism in Eukaryota, Viridiplantae, Streptophyta, Magnoliopsida, Brassicales, Brassicaceae. The transcript has 13 exons.
GAAACGUUAUUUCUGAUCCCCCAACAUGAACACCAUGCACUCCCAAAUUCAAAAGGUGCAAUCAAAAUCUUUGUUCACCAUUUAUUCUGGAAAAGGUGCAAUCAAAAUCGAAACAGCGUCAUGGUUUACUCCAAACCGGUUGUUGUUGCCCACAACCUGCUCGACGUAAUUCCUCAAUCGGUUUUCGUAUGUAGUGCUUGUCAAUCCCCUGUCACGUGCCUCGUACGUGACAAAGCCAUUCUCUGCUUCUCUUUUCUUUUCUUUUCGCCUUUCUCCCGCCUCUGCUCUGUUUCUACUCUGUUUCUGAACACGCAAGAUCCUUGGGAGUCGGUUUACGAUGAAUCGUUUUCCUCCUCUGGCAGAUGCCAAGGGCGAAAAGCUCUUCAAGCUCGCCAAAGAUCUCUACGCUCAAGGCCAUCACAUCAAGGCCUUGGAGGCCAUCCUAGCUUUGUCUUUCCUCAAAGGGAAUGACAAGAACCCUGUAACUUACCUCCACGGUACUAUCUUCAGGGACCUCGCUCGAAAAACAGAGAACCCCAAUCUGAAAUUCACCUACUUGCUUGGUUCCGUUGAGAUCUUUACCGCGUGCAAGCCUUUCUCAGGGGUUGCUGCGAUGUCACUCUUCAACUUGGCUCAGCUGCUUGAAUCCAAGCUCUAUUACAAGAAAGCCCUGGCUCAAGCUAACCAGAUCGUUGGCGCUGUUAAAAACUUAGAGUCUCUAAGGCAUGUUAUCAAGACUUCAGAGUCAAAGCUCGCUCAGUUCAAGAAUGGGAGUUAUCUCGUUGAGGACUCCGAUGACUCAGAAGAUAUGGUUGAGUCGGAGGAACAUGAAGAGACUACCAAGACUGAGUCUGACUUUGUUAGAGGACUCAAGUCGUACUGGUCAGGGCUGAAUGUUGAUAAAAGACGAAACUUUAUGAAAGUAAGCAUUGCGGAUUUUGCAAGUUAUGUCCAGAGAUUAUAUGGCACAGAGGGACGAGUUGCUUUGGAGGAAGUACUGGGUUCCGUUAGGAAACACAAAAGAUGGAGGCUUUGGGUCUGUCGAUCUUGUUCGAAAGAGUUCUCUAGUGCUGAAGAAUGUAGGAAUCAUCUUGAAAAAGAACAUGGUGCAGGGUUUCGUCAUAAUGUAGCAAUGGCUCUAGCUCAAAGGAUAAGUGAGUCCUGGGGUUGUAUGAUAUCUGAUGGAGGUUGGGAACCCCUGGAUACUGUAUCUGCUGUCGAAAUGAUCAAGACUCGUCUACAAGAUAUGAAAGCGUUUGUGUAUGAGAAUGGAUGGUCCAAAGAUUUGCCUGUUGCUGCAGAUGAAGAGCGCAGAAAGCUACUCCAGGAGAUUCGGUUUCUACUUGUGACGUUUCGUGACUGUAACAUUCUCUCACGUAGUGUUAUAGCCUGGGUGAAGGAUUUGGUGGUUAGCCAUUUUGAGAAACUUCAAGUUUCCAAACAUAGUCUUGCUGAGUGCGGCCUAGUGGAAACACCUCAAAGUAUCUGCUUUUUGGAACGUCAUGAACUCAAUCAGUUCCUGGACCUUCUCAAACGCAUCAAGUGUGAAAGGGAUGAUGGUACUGAACUUGUCUGCAGAGCGGUGGAUAGUGUCUACAAUGGUACUCGAGUUAAAGAGAAGAUCGACUUUGACAUGAAGUUUUCAUCUCUGCUUUUGGAUAAGAGACUGCUGCAAUGCGAGAUUGCUCAGUUCGAUGAGGAAGGGGCAGUCAGUUUUCUAAAUGCCAGUGCUCACUACGCCAAGGCAAAUGCUGGUGGCGAUAAUAUCAUACUCUGGUUGACAGAAAAGUCUUCAGGAGAUGAGAAGUUCCAUUUUCAGAGACCUACUAGAGCACACAAUCUUGAUGUUUGGUUGGCAGUUCUGGGAGCCGUUCAGUUCACAUGUAGGACUAUGGGAACUCAAUAUUACGCAAAGAAGCUCAGGAUCGGAGAUUUUACUGAAGUUCUCGUUGACGCCAAGAACAUGUGUAUAGGCGAAGAUGAAAGGAGAAGGAAUACUCCGGAUGGUCAAAGGAAGACAUAUGCAUCUCUUCUAUGCGAUGAAUGUGAAAAGAAGCAUCUAACGACAGACUCCAGUAAUUCUCUCGCGACAAGACUGUACUGUAGUGCAGUAGUAGAUGUUCUCAAAGCAGAAUUGCAUCCGAAAUUUGGUCUCCCCGAGUUAGAAGAUUGCCUGAAUGUUAUACGUGAUCAUAGAAAUGUCAGUGAUGAUGUGGUGUUGAGUUCCAUAAACCACCUGAAAUCAGUGAUGACCGAUAAGGUUCCUCUAAUUGAUUCUAAGAUCUUUCUGGUUGAAAACUCAAGGAUCAAUUUGCUCAACGACCUUGUCAGACUUUCUGUUUUUGACUACCGCUCUUACAUCCUUCCUCUGCUGAAAGAAUUUUUGCUGGAAGGAAUUGUAGAUAUGGAAUGCAAAGCCAAGUUAGCUGCAGCACAAGCAGAUCGCUUACUCGAGGAGGAAAUGAAAUCACAGUCUAAAAAGAAGAAAAAUAAAAUCAGCAAGGAAGAGUUAGCUGCAGUACAGGCGCUGAAACUUUUAUCCGAGAACAAUCAAGACAAAGAGAAGAAUUCGGGGUCAAAGAAGAAGAGACGCAGAAACAAAAAGAUAACUUCAACAAGCAUGCCUGGAGUUCUUGAUCAGAAUGUCGAACAUGAUACUUCUCCAUCACCUAAACCGGGGGAAGAAGAUUCUAUGGAACAAGAUCAAGAGGAAGCUGCUAAAGAUAUGCAAAAUAUGCCUGAAGCAGAGUCACCGUCGAAACAUUUGGAGCCAGCACAUGCAGAAGGUCCACCCAUAUAUAAUUCAGCUCUUGCCAUGACGCUGAAGGCUCUUUGUCACAUUCUCAAAGAGUAUUUGCUGCAAAAUCGUAAUCAAAUUUAUGACCACCGGGAAGAACGAGUUCCUUGUGCAAUAGGAAAUUUCUUUACUGCGUUUGUCUGGAAGCAAAUGAAAGAGGGACUCUACAGUUGCCUCUUGAGCGACUUACUUGCUUCCAUAGAAGAAGUUUAUUCCAAGACAAGUUAUGCCGCUGAGCUACUCGCAUCCAUCCUUGAGUUUUGGCCUUGCUGGAAAUGUCCAGAAAUAGAAAGCGUGGUAACUCAUAUUUUUACACUGGAGGAAUAUGAACGAAUAAGUUGUAGCAAAUGCAAAAAAAUGCCAAAUUAUCCAGAGCAAAGUUCUUAUGGAAUCAUCAUGGCUGCAGAUUCAAUCAGAGAUCUGAAGUGUGCUUUUGGGAAUAUAAAGUUUGAGGACAUCCUUAAAAUAAUUCGCAUGGAAGAUAAAAUGUUAUGUGACCUUAAAACAGGAGGCUGUGGAAAGGCAAACGUUGUUCAUCACAUUAUUAGUAGAUGCCCGCCUAUAUUUACAGUCGUGCUGGAAUGGGAGAAAGAUGAAACAGAAAAAGAAAUAUCUGAAACAAGUAAGGCUUUGGACUGGGAGAUAGAUAUGAGCAGGCUAUACGAAGGCUUAGAACCAAGCACAAAAUACCGGCUUGUGUCAAUGGUUGGUUGUGGUGAAGAAGAAGAAGAAUACAUAUGCCUAGCUUAUAAAAAGAAACGAUGGGUCAGGUUCAGUCUUGGAGCUUCAGCAAAAGAGGUUGUUGGUAACUGGAAUAGUGUGGCCAGAUACUGUGGAGAAAGGAAGGUUCGGCCAGAGAUUUUGUUUUAUAAAGCUUUGGAAUGGCCUUAACAAGUGAUAAAGUCAUAUCUCAAUAUAGAAAACCGAUUCUUGUAUAUAUUAGAUUCAAAAGCAGAUUUGUUCUGUCUUAAUAAAGCGAUUGAUACUGAGUUGAAAC